Messenger RNA from Nomia melanderi (Alkali bee), 4656 nucleotides. RefSeq names its product FIC domain protein adenylyltransferase (gene Fic). Gene Ontology annotation, molecular function: protein binding. The record is from RefSeq and is a predicted model, not a curated record. NCBI's taxonomy places the organism in Eukaryota, Metazoa, Arthropoda, Insecta, Hymenoptera, Halictidae.
UUGGUACACGACGGACGAGAAACGAGGAGCGACAGGCGACGUCGCGAAUUCGACGCUGCGUUCGCACCAAUCGAAACGAACCACAUGGUCCGGGGGAUUAUCCGGUGGAGUGGCUAGAUUCUUAGUUCGGCUUGCAACGCUGCCCGAGCGUGGGACACCACGUCGACAAAGUACCCGGAAGCAUGUUGGAAUUCGUCGAGCCGAGGAACACCUCUUGGCAAGUUUAUCCGUUUUCCGCGAAAACAUGCUGGUAUCGCGGGCGAACCUGGUUUGCGCGAUCGACGGGAAGCCCGUUCGCGUAAAGGAGGGAACCCUACGGAAGAAUGUCAGCGUCGUCGCGACGAUGAAACGUGCGGUUGUGUGGUCGUUUCUGUUGUUCGCGUCGGGAAUAGCAGUCGCCGCUAUCAGUGCUUUUCUAUCGCACUAUUAUGUGGGCCGUUUGUCGUCGUCGUCCUCUGAAAUACCUGAGACAAGGGAUUAUCGUCGCGCGUUUGUUCCACUGCCGUCAGAGAGUGCGUUGAACGCUUUGGAGGAAGGUAGCGUGGAUGUGGCAAUACCGAUUCUUACGGGGUCGGAUGGCCGACGAAGGCAUGGUGAGAUAUCAAACAGCGGUGGAACAGCAUCCACCGUUGAGGCGUUCACGUCUCUGCAGUUGGCGUUUGAGAUGAAGCUAUCUGGAAAAGAGGCAAAGGCGGUGAAGCUGUUCCAACACGCCGUCGCCUUAGCGCCCCGUCAUCCUGACAUCCUGAAUCAUUACGGGGAGUUCCUUGAGUACGCUCAGAACGACGUGAUCAAGGCAAACGAAUAUUACGUGCGUGCCCUCAAUUACCAGCCGAAUCACGAGGAGGCACUGAUCAACAGCCGGCGUACAGCGCGCAUAGUCGACGAGCUGGAUCGCAGGAUGCUCAGACGUAUAGAUGAGAAACGGGAUAAUCUCUCUGCGAUACCUGAUAAGAAUGCAGCCCUGAUACGUGCCAAGAAGGAAGCUUACUUUCAGCAUAUCUAUCACACGGUUGGCAUUGAAGGAAACACGAUGAACCUAGCUCAGACCAGGGCUAUAGUAGAAACCCGUACUGCUGUUGCUGGCAAGAGCAUAGACGAGCAUAAUGAGAUUUUAGGAUUGGAUGCAGCUAUGAAGUAUAUCAAUGCGACCUUGGUGAACAGGGUGGGUUCUAUUUCGAUCAAGGAUAUAUUGGAGAUACACAAGCGCGUGCUAGGACACGUCGAUCCUGUCCAAGGCGGCCAGUUCCGUCGCACUCAGGUUUACGUUGGUGGCCAUGUACCUCCUGGCCCUGGUGACAUACAUUAUCUCAUGGAGGAGUUCGCGCUAUGGUUGAAUAGCGAGAGAGCCAUUCGUAUGCAUCCUGUCAGGUAUGCGGCUCUGGCACACUACAAGUUGGUACGAAUACAUCCGUUCUCAGAUGGGAAUGGUAGAACGUCCCGGUUACUGAUGAACACGAUCCUGAUGCAGGCCGGUUACCCACCCGUCAUCAUCCACAAGCAGCAUCGGCAUACUUAUUACGAGAAAUUGGAAAUAGCCAAUACGGGUGACGUUCGUCCGUUUAUUCGAUUCAUAGCCGAAUGCACGGAACAAACGCUAGACCUUUUCUUAUGGGCAACCAGCGAGUACUCCAGGCAAGUGCCCGCUCUCGGCCAGGAUUCCUUCUUUCCUGAGACAGCUAAGACGAUAAUCACGGAGGAAGUCAGUGAUCUCGCCGACGCCUUUAGCAACGAUUGAACAACGUUUUUACUUGCCAUGUCGCGCCACGUCAAACCAUUUUAAAGUAUUUUAUAUAGACCAAAGAAAAAAAAUGGUAAGACUUAUUGUCAGGCUCGCCGAGAGUUCAAUUCGACGAUUCUCAUAGUUUCCCAUUUCGCGAAAUAUUUUUAUCUCCGUUUAACGGAACCAAACGCUUCCACUAGUUCCCGUUGCAUUCGGUCGCUUAUACUUAUUACUAUUACUAAGAUUACAGUCGUCGCCUAAGAUAGAACUAAGUCGUAACACCGGGCAUCAACACUGUAUCCACCGAAGGUGUCAAAUUCCACCUGAAAUUUUAUCUUACAAUUAUCUUCCGAGGUCAGUCGUAUAUUCUGAAUUGACUUUUAGACUUUUCCAGCGAUUAUAAGAUUAACGGGAAAUGUCCAAAAUUCAAUUGAGGAUAAAUGAUUAGACUGAGAAAAUAAUUUUAAGUUGAAGCUUGAAAAGUCUUUUGACACCUUCGUUAGAGAUAGUGUUAAACGUGUUUCAAACCGGAGGACAAGCGAGUUGACAGAAGUAUGAUCUCUUCGAUGCUCGGAAAUCCAGCCACGUCACUUGGUACCGAUUUUUGGGAGAUCAACAUUCAAUUUACGACCUUGUAUCGUGGCGACGACUGUACCGCUACUUCUGCUACACGCACGGAAACGACAAAGAACAGUAUGAAAAUUCGAUGAAAGACUGUGAUGAUUUUAUAUGAUGCAUGUACGCGCAGGAAAGUAAGGUGCUGCCAAAGAUGCGAGAAGUCAUUGUAGAAUUGACUCAGCGCGGAGAGAACAACGGUCAGAGGUUCGUUACAUCCGAUUCUGGUAGCUUUUCUUUACUAGUUACUUUUCCACAGGGUAAAAUCGGUUUUUCUCUUCGUCAUUAUUUAUUUCGCUGUGUUCGAGGUUGCGCGUUUGACGUUUAAUCAACCGCUUUGCGGGACAAAGGUGAACCAAGCACAUUACGUGUCACCGGACACAGGCGUGUACGAACCUUGCUCGUUGCCGUUAAUGCGUAUAAUUGGAUCUUACGAAAUACCUUAACCGUUUUGUUAAUUAGAUUACCAAAAUCGUUAAGGUAUUUCACAUGCUAGCGUGUGUGUGUGAAUAUAUAUAAACAAGUAAUAUGUAUAUAUAUACACCCACACGCAUAAUGUAUUUUAAACGCGCGAAACAAAUCGUGUUAAUAUAAUAGAGAGUCCUCGCAAUUGUUGCUUGCUGGUCAAGACAUUUGCGAUGCGCGAUUGUACAUAUAUAUAUAUAUGUAUAUACAUAUAUAUAUACAUACGCGGCUUUUAAUAAAUGUAUUAUUUUGGAAAUCAUUGUUCGUGUAUUUUGUUACGACUUCGUUCGAUACAGAUCAUUAGAAAUACACUUGUUAGGCGUGACUAUGAGAGACAGUCACUCCCGUCAUCUUCAUCUUGUCCCGUUAUUUUUCCUCGUUCUUUUCCGUAAUCGAUUUCUUGUAAAAAAUACUCGGAGCACCGACCGACUUUCCUAAACGAGUACGCACAGCGCGCCCCAUUUAAUCACUUAAACGGAUUGUUCUAAGAAACACCGUUCUAACGGGGUACCUUAGCAAAUAAAACUCACCGAACCAUCGAUUCAGAACCUGAGUCGUGCAAAAUGUAAUCUGAUUAUAUACCGAACCUUCGAUGAGAAAAUACGUAAAUUAAGAGACUAUUUUAUAUAAAUAUUUCACGUAUUAACGCGUUGUACGGAACUGAACCCUUUGCACUCCGAACAUUUCAAAUGCCUUAAUAGUUUAUUUCUAUAAGGAAACAUUCAAGAACCUAAAAUUUCGCUUUAAAAAAGGAAAAUUACAAGUACACAUGGAUUCGCUUUUAAUUCGUUCUGUCGAUUUCCCGUAUUUGAACAGAAAGGAGAAUUUUACAAUUUGAGAUUAAUGUAACAUGACAUCUGAAAUUAUGUCUCUAUAACAGAGCCAACGGAGUGCAAAGGGUUAGUAUUAUAUAUAACAGUUUGUAAUCUUGUUAUAUUGAAGCAAAUGAUGACUGAGAGUCAUCUCUAUGCAAAGGACUAAGGUUAAUGAUAGAAAUGUAACUUUCAUGAUUACCAGUAGUAAUUGUUAACACGUUGAAUGCCAGCCAACCAAAUUGAAUUACUAUACUUCAAUUAAGCGACGAUUAUUCGAAAACAUCUCUAUAUUAUAAACAAUGCCACCUGAUAUUCAGCGUGAACCUGUAACAAUAACGCAAUUCAAUCUGACGAUUGAAUACCAUAUCCUUUCCUUUUUGUAUAUUUUGCUCUAUAAAAUCGUGCGGCAUUCGACAUGUCAAUUAUUCAGCGCGAUCUCCUCGAUGUCGAUUGUAGAUCGGUAACAAUUGGAAAAGAUAAUUUGCUCGUAUAUAAUCAGAUACACAUUCUGCCCGACUCUGUUCGGAGUCAACGUUGUUCGCCUUACAUUCGGUCAGCUCGGUGUCCGUUCGGCGGCUUGGUUCAAAAGUACGGAUGCUUGGUUAGGUCUUUGAACUCGCCGCGAUUUACGAGCGUCCUGUUUGCCCGCGCGACGAGAAAUCGUUCGUCGAAGAAAAACAUUUAAAGGCAGUUCGUACCAUUUUUUAAGCGAGUUUAGUUUUAAUACGUUUCAGGAGUGAACAAAAACUUUGCGUUCGAUACACCAAACGUUCGAUUCUCUUUUUCUCGUACGCGCAUUCUCUCAUUCUCGCUCGUCCUCUCACACUCACACGCACGCGCGCGCACACUCUCUCUUUCUCUCUAUACAUAUAUACGCGUUGCAACGACGCUGUUACCUAUAUAAAUACAUUUCUAUAAAAAUCAUAUUUUGCCAACAAUGCGAGUCGACUGUUUACAACUUUGAGUUUUUUUUGUUUUCUUAUAUCAGAUUUCUUUCUCUCGUAUUCUCUCCUUCCCCCUUUUCUCGCUCGUCCGAAC